This is a messenger RNA of Aspergillus welwitschiae, 1378 nucleotides long. RefSeq names its product histone chaperone napB. Gene Ontology annotation, cellular component: nucleus; chromatin. Gene Ontology annotation, molecular function: chromatin binding; histone binding. Lineage: Eukaryota; Fungi; Ascomycota; Eurotiomycetes; Eurotiales; Aspergillaceae. The coding region runs from base 134 to 1207 and encodes 357 amino acids. The transcript has 3 exons. The record is from RefSeq and is a predicted model, not a curated record. Gene Ontology annotation, biological process: nucleosome assembly.
CUGUAUUUAUAUACCCACUGCCCCGAUUUACUUUUGGGAUAAUAUCCAAUCUACUUUCAAAUCAUAUACCCUUAUACCCCCUUUCUUUUUUAUUAUUUAUUCAAUUGGAAAUUUCAGAAACAGUUCCAUCAUUAUGUCUGCUGAAGCUAACACGUCGCUGUUGGAGCGCAUUCAGCGCCCCGAGGUGAGCAAGGAGACGGCGAAGAAGAUUUCUUUGGUGGAGGAGCAGUUUGCUAGGGCGGAGGUGGAGCAGUUGCGCCAGUCUACUCUCCUGCUUCGUCCCCUUUUCGAAAAGCGCAACCAGGUUAUCGCCGAGCCUGAUGUGCGCGACACUUUCUGGACUCGCGUCAUGCUCAAUGCGCCCGCCGAGGUGGAGGAAUACAUCACCAUGACCGAUGCCACGAUUCUCGCUUCGACUCUUAAGAACCUGACCGUUGAGCGAUUCGAGAUCGAUGAGAAGGGUCAGGGCGAGCCCCGCAGCUUCCGCUUGACCUUCGUGUUCCGCACCGGCGACGAGAACCCUUACUUUGAGAACGAGAAGCUCGUCAAGACCUUCUACUGGCGCAAGCAGGUCAUCACUACCCCCAAGGGUCACAAGCGCACCUGGGAUGGUCUGGUCUCCGAGCCCGUCCGCAUCAACUGGAAGAAGGACCAGGAUCCUACCAAGGGUCUGCUGGACGCUGCUUGCGACCUUGCUGAGGCGGAGAAGAAGGGCGGAGACCGUAAGAAGCUGCCUGAGUUCGCCAAGGUCCUUGAGAAGAAGGAUGAGAUUGAGGCUGCUGAGGACCAGGAGAUGGGUGAUGAUGAGGAUGAGCUCCCUGAGGAUGGCCCUGGCGGCAUGAGCUUCUUCGCUUUCUUCGGCUACCGUGGCAGCGAUGUCACUGCUGAGCAGUCCGAGGCCGCGACCAAGGAGGAUAACGAGAGGUUUGAGAAGCUCCUCAAGGGCGAGCCUGUUGAGGGUGAGGAUGAGGAGGACGAGGAUGACGAGGAUGACGACAUUGAGGAUGAGUUCGAUGACAUUGAGGUCUUCCCUGGUGGUGAGGAGCUCGCUAUUGCGAUCGCUGAGGACCUCUGGCCCAACGCCUUGAAGUACUAUGUCACGGAUCAGGCGAUCGAGGAGGUCGACUUUGACGACAGUGAGCUUGAUAUCUCGGGAGACGAGGAAGAGGACGAGAACGACCGUCCCCGCAAGAAGACCAAGGUCUAAAGAUAUCACCGUGUCUUGUCUUGAAUAAUGCAGUUGUAACCAUAUGUCUUCAUGUCUUAAAGAACAAUGAGCAGGAUGAGGAGGAGGACCAAAACGAAUAUGAGGACGGCAAUGCAAAAGGAUGACAUUGUAUCUAAUUGAUAAUCAGCCAACGUUUUUUUUUUCGAGAAA